Messenger RNA from Parnassius mnemosyne (clouded apollo), 693 nucleotides. The record is from the annotation of a GenBank genome assembly. NCBI's taxonomy places the organism in Eukaryota, Metazoa, Arthropoda, Insecta, Lepidoptera, Papilionidae.
AUGACAGAGAGCGUAGAAGGCGGAGCGUCGCUGGCGUGGCGAUUGUUUGCGACAUUAGAGGGAGGUACCAUUCUGCUAGCAACUUCUGCUCUCCUGGCGUAUACUGCUAGAUCGAAAGAGACUGGCAGUCAACGGCGGAUGAUUAAGAAUGUUCUUGUAACAAAUACAACAAAUACGUUAGGAAAAGAAUUGACAAGGAAACUCGAAUCGCAUGGUUGUAAUGUGUGCUCAGUAAUAAACGGAGCGACAGUGAUGAGCGGAGCGGAUUUGGAUAAAGUUGACGCCUUAGUGGUAAUCGGCGCGGAUAUUAAACAAGAUGGUUUAGAUGGUAUAUCACAGAUAGUAACUGAUGAUGUAUUUAAUAAUUUGAAGUUAUUAGAAACCCUAUCACCGCUUGUACUAAGGGGAGGGUGCAUGGCAUGGGCAUGCGCGGGCGUAAUGGAUGGAGGGUUUCGAGGAGCGAGUACCGCAUAUGACGCUGUACUUAAAGCAAGCUUACAACAUAUUGCUGAAAGUUGCCACUGCGAACCCGUCUGGAUAGGUCGAUGCGAAGAUGUGGAGCGCGUAGCGGAACGAAUAGUUGCAUCGCUUUUACCUUACACCAACCAACCACACGGCUCUUUUAUCUUCAUCAGAAAUGCUGCGCAAAAGCUUACCGAAUAUUUUGGAAGAUGGCUGAAGGUAGUGACGUGA